Pelodiscus sinensis (Chinese soft-shelled turtle) is the source of this 969-nucleotide messenger RNA. RefSeq names its product olfactory receptor 10A4-like. The record is from RefSeq and is a predicted model, not a curated record. Gene Ontology annotation, cellular component: membrane. Gene Ontology annotation, biological process: G protein-coupled receptor signaling pathway. Gene Ontology annotation, molecular function: G protein-coupled receptor activity; olfactory receptor activity. NCBI's taxonomy places the organism in Eukaryota, Metazoa, Chordata, Testudines, Trionychidae.
AUGACCUAUUCCAAGAGCGACCCUGGUGCGAAUCAGACCAUCUCCACCGUGUUCAUCCUGGUGGGGUUUUCCUACCUUCAUGAGCUUCACAUCCUUCUGUUCCUGCUGCUGCUGGUCGUCUACUUACUUACCCUUAUGGGGAACCUGCUUGUUAUCCUUCUGAUAAUGCUAAAUUCUACCCUCCACAGUCCCAUGUAUUUCUUCCUGAUCAACCUGUCCUUCCUGGACAUCUGUUUCACCACAAGCGUGGUCCCUCACCUGCUGGUUCAGCUCCUGGUGAAUGAAAAGACCAUCUCUGUUGAGGGAUGUAUGGCCCAGAUGUACAUCUACUCCAUCAUGGGCUUGACGGAACACAGCCUCCUCGCGACCAUGUCCUAUGACCGCUACGUGGCCAUCUGCCACCCCUUGCACUAUGCAAACAUCAUGAGUGGACCGGCAUGUGCAUGGCUCGCGGGGGCUUCAUGGAUCAUCUGUAUCUCCGUGGCCGUAGUUCAUACAACGUGGCUCUUCAGCCUGCCCUUCUGUGGCUCCCAACGCAUCCACCACUUCUUCUGCGACAUAACACCGGUGAUGAAGAUGGUGUGCACUGACACAACAAACAUUAGGAUUCUAGGGUUCAUUUUGACAGUGCUGUUUGUCGUGAGCCCUUUCCUGUUGAUACUUCUGUCCUACGUCUGCAUUAUCUCCACCAUCCUCAAGCUGCCAUCGGCGGAGGGCAGACGUAAAGCCUUCUCCACCUGCUCCUCCCACCUUAUGGUGGUGACUUUGUUCUACGGAAUGGCCCUUUUCACCUACUUGGUGCCCAAGUCUGAAUCCACCAUGGAGAGCGAUCAAAUGAUUUCUCUCAUGAACACCAUUGUGGCCCCCUUGUUGAACCCAAUGAUAUACACGCUGAGGAACAAAGAGGUGAAGGGAGCUUUGAGAAAAACUAUAGUGAGGAGCAUCUUUGCUCACAACCAGAGAAAUUAG